AUGGCCCGACUAACCGCUUACUGUCGACGAUUUCUUCAGAACUGUCGGAAAACCUCUACAGCACGAACGGAAUCAGCACACUUCACAGUCGACGAGCGGAAGGAAGCAGAAGCGACGAUCAUCAGGCUCAUUCAACAGCAAAGCUUCAGCCUCGAGUACAAGGCCCUCCAGCAAGCGCAACCAGUAUCCCCGAAAUCUCGUAUCCGUUGGUUUCAUCCCUUUAUCGGCACAGAUCAGAUGAUUCGCAUUGGCGGAAGACUGGGGAAGGCCAAUCAAGUGUACGACAGUAAACACCAGAUUCCUCUUCCCGCUCCGCAUCAUUUCUCCAUCAUACUCGUUCGCUACUACCACGAGAAGCAUCUACACGCAGCACCCCAACUUCUACUCUAUCUUCUUCGAUUACGGUACUGGAUCACCGGGGGCAGACGUCUGGCUAAACGCACAGUUCACAAGUGUGUGAUUUGCGUUCGAGCUCGCCCCAAGCUGCUCGAGCAAUUCAUGGCUGAACUACCCGCAGCUCGACCAUUCUCAUCGACCGGCGUCGACUAUUGA
Molecule: messenger RNA, 552 nt
Organism: Topomyia yanbarensis
Lineage: Eukaryota; Metazoa; Arthropoda; Insecta; Diptera; Culicidae
Exons: 1
Coding region: 1-552 (183 amino acids)
Source: RefSeq, a predicted model, not a curated record